Candidozyma auris is the source of this 4683-nucleotide messenger RNA. RefSeq names its product ATP-binding cassette transporter YOR1. The transcript has a single exon. Lineage: Eukaryota; Fungi; Ascomycota; Pichiomycetes; Serinales; Metschnikowiaceae. Bases 1 to 4683 code for a protein of 1560 amino acids. Gene Ontology annotation, biological process: transmembrane transport. The record is from RefSeq and is a predicted model, not a curated record. Gene Ontology annotation, molecular function: ATP hydrolysis activity; ABC-type xenobiotic transporter activity; ATP binding. Gene Ontology annotation, cellular component: plasma membrane.
AUGUCCAACCACGACUACUACCGUGAUUUGUAUGGACCCAGAUCGGACCGGAACCCUUACGAGGCGCCCCACAACGACAACUUUGUCGCUACCCCCUCGUACCACUACUACGUGCAACAGCAGCAGCGGCAUCAGGGCAACCCGGCGGGAACAACCCAUUUGCACCCAACCAUAUCUGACCACUCAGAUACAACAACCACAUAUGUUGAGUACCAGCUGGAUGACCUGUUGGCAGAUGAGCCUUCGAUGCAACAGCAGCAGCAGCGUCAGCAUGAGAAGAAAAAGGCCAAGAAGAAGAAGGUUCCUAGAGUGCCGAGGUUUCGCAGAGACAAGAGAGCUGGCGCUGGCGCUGGCGCCGGUGCUGGCCUGGGCUCGGGACAGGGAGACCUUGAGAACGGAAAGGCCGAGUUGGUGAACGAAAAACGUCUCUUCAGCUUCUUGUUCAGCAAAAAAGUCGACCCGGUGCCUCUUCCCGAUGAGAGAAAGCCUUACCCAUGGAAACUCACUAACUGGGCGAACCGGGCAGUGUUCUACUGGAUCUGGCCCAUCUUGAUCAGGGGCUACAAGAGAACGUUGCAGCCCGACGAUCUCUGGUACUUGACAGACGAGUUGACCGUGGAGCACUUGCAUCGCGAAUACAGAAAGAACUUGAAGAAGAUCUUGGACAAGCUGAAAAAUAAGCACAUUGAAAAAAAGGGCGGCGGCGAAGGCUCCGACGACGACUGGGAGUGGCCCUUCUAUGCGGUGCCGUUGGCGCUUUUCAACACCUUCAGAUUCCAGUACACCAUGUCGUGCAUCUUUUUGGCGCUUUCGUUUGUCUGCCAGGCGACGUCUCCCUUGAUCACCAGAAGGUUGAUUGACUUUGUGGAAUAUCGUUACUUUGGCAUCGAAACCACCUACAACAAGGGUAUCGGCUACACUAUUGGUGCUGUCAUUCUUAUAUUCGUCAAUGGUUUGCUUUUAAACCAUUUUUUCCAUAAUGCCAUGGUUGCUGGUGCUGCCUGCAAGGCUAUCUUGACCAAGGACGUCUUAAUCAAAUCUUUCAAAUUGUCCGCUAAGGCCAAGCACCGUUUCACCACUGGCAGAAUCACUUCCCUUAUGAGUACUGAUUUGCUGAGAAUCGACUUGGCCAUUGGUUUCCAGCCUUUAGUGGUGUGUUUCCCUAUUCCUGUGGUUAUUGCCGUUGUGCUUUUAUUGACCAACAUUGGUGUCACUUCCCUCGUGGGUAUUGGCCUUUUCGUGGUUUCCCUUGUUGUCUGUGUUCUUCUUACAUCCAAAUUGUUUUUCACCAGAGAAACUGUUGUCAAGUACACUGAUAAGAGAAUCUCGUUGAUGCGUGAGGUGCUCAACAACCUCAAGAUAAUUAAAUUCUACGCCUGGGAGUUGGCCUACAAAGCCAACAUCACCAAAGUGAGAAACCAGGAAAUGAAGUACCUUUUCACCAUCAAAGUCUUGAGAAACUUCAUCACCGCCUAUGCUGUUACUUUACCUACCCUCACAUCGAUGAUCUCUUUUGUUACCAUGUGGAAAACCGGCAACAUGAGAGAUGCUGGCCGUGUCUUCUCCUCACUUUCGCUUUUCUCGAUUUUGGCUCAGGCCAUUAUGCUUUUACCAAUUGCUCUUGCUACCGGCGCCGACGCCAUGAUCGGUUUCCGCAGAUGCAAGGACUUCCUCAGUGCUACCGAAUACGACAGUGACUUGGACAGGAAAUUGAAGCAGGAAGAGGACGAGUACGUGAUCGGCUCUGACGAGCUGGUCUCUGGAUUCGAGUUCAAGGGCAACCACAAGGAUAACGACUCUUUCAACAGCGACACUUACUACGGCACCGAACAGGAAAAAAUCUCAUCUCUUCCUCCGAACGUGGACAUUCAAAUUUCCCAUGCUGACUUUGUGUGGGAUCAGUACCAAGGCGAAGAGGACGACGACAGUGAUUCUCUUUGGGAGCCUGUUUCCAAGAAGUCUGACGGCAUUAAUGAGAAGACUGCCAAUGUGAAGAUGUCUCUGGAGCUGCACUCCAAGGAUGCGAAGAACUCUUCUUUCCCAGGUCUUCUUGACAUUAACUUAACUAUCAACAGUGGUGAGUUUGUGGUGAUAACUGGUGUCAUUGGUUCAGGUAAGACUUCCUUACUUAACGCCAUUGCAGGAUUUAUGAAGAUGACAAACCCUGGUGUUGGCUCUGUGACUAUCAGCAAAGACUUGUUACUUUGUUCUCAGCCAUGGAUUCAGAACGCUACAGUUCGCCAAAAUAUUCUCUUUGGAAGCCCCAUGGACAGAAACAGAUACAAGGCUAUUCUCAAGGCAUGCUGCUUGGAAGACGACUUGAAAGAGUUGACUCACGGUGACCAAACUGAAAUCGGUGAGAGAGGUAUAACCCUCUCCGGUGGUCAAAAGGCCAGAAUCAACUUAGCAAGAGCAGUUUACCGUGGUGGGGACACUAUGCUUUUCGAUGAUGUCUUGUCUGCUGUGGAUGCUAGAGUAGGUAAAAGAAUCACUGACGAGUUGUUCUUUGGCUUCUUGAAAAACACUACCAGAGUGUUGGCCACUCACCAGCUUUCCUUGGUGGCUUCUGCUGACAAGAUUGUUUUCUUAAACGGCGACGGUACCAUUGACGUUGGCACCACUGAGGAGCUCAAAGCUAGAAACCCCGGUUUCGGAAAAUUGAUUGAGUUCUCCAAGGAAGAUGCUCUGGGCGCUCCUAGAGAAGAGACAAUCCAGUCCAAUGACAAUGUUUGUCUUUUGCCUAGCGGUGUUGGUGUUGAGAACGAAGAAGAUGUCAAAUUGGCUGUUACACUGUCAAUUCUUCCCGAGAAUGGUGCAGCUGGUGACAUUGUUGGUCGUACGGUUGAGGAUGAAGAUAAAGCUGUAAAUGCUAUUUCCUGGACAGUCUACAAGAACUACAUCAAUUUGGGUGCUGGUAUUUUCGGAUACACGGCUGCUCCCGUUUUCCUUUUCCUUGUUGCCAUUGCCACUUUCUGCCAAUUGUUCACUAACACAUGGCUUUCCUUCUGGAUGGAGAAGAGAUUCAAGCAGUUGUCUGAUCAUUUUUAUGUUGGAUUCUACGUCGCAUUUGCAUUUUUGACUGUCUUCUUUACUGGUAUUCAGUUCACCAUGUUGGCAUACAUGAACAACAGAUCAGCUGAGCUUUUGAACGUGAAGGCUGUCGAAAAGAUCUUGCACUGUCCUAUGAGCUUCAUGGACACCAAUCCGUUGGGGAGAGUUCUCAACAGGUUUACCAAGGACACUGACUCCUUGGACAACGAGAUUGGUGAACAAUUGCGUUUGUUCAUUUUCCCACUUGCUAUGAUCAUUGGUAUUAUCAUCUUGUGUAUCUGUUAUUUGCCAUGGUUUGCUAUUGCCGUUCCUUUCUUGGGAUGCGCUUUCUUCUUUUUGGCUGACAUCUACUCGGGCUCUUCUCGUGAAAUCAAGAGAUUAGAAGCCGUUCAAAGAUCUGUCGUCUACAAUAACUUCAACGAGAUCUUGACCGGUAUGCACACAAUCAAGGCAUACAAGGAGGAAGUCAACUUCAUCAAGAAGAAUGACUCUUUGCUUAAUCGUAUGAACGAAGCAUAUUACUUGUCCAUCGCCAACCAGAGAUGGUUAUGUGUUCACUUAGACACCAUUGCUGCACUUCUCGCUCUCAUCAUUUCCAUGUUAUGUAUUACUGAGCAAUUCAACAUUUCUCCUCAGUCCACGGGUUUGUUGUUGAACUAUGUGAUUCAAAUUGUCGGUUUGUUGUCGUUGACAGUUCGUGCCAUGACUCAAGUUGAAAACGAGAUGAACUCGGUUGAGAGAUUGCAUCAAUACGCUUUCGACUUGCCACAGGAGGCUGCUUACGAAAAAUCAGAGACCAAACCCCCACCACACUGGCCCCCAUAUGGCUACGUCCAGUUCAAUAACGUCAACUUGCGUUACAGAGAGAACUUGCCAUUGGUUUUGAAGGAUUUGACUUUCGGUGCUUACCCUGAUGAGAAGGUGGGUAUUUGUGGCCGUACCGGUGCUGGCAAGUCUUCCAUCAUGACUGCUUUGUAUCGUUUAAGUGAGCUCGAAUCCGGUAGUAUCACUAUUGAUAACUUGGACAUCAGUCAGAUGGGUUUGCGAGAUUUGAGACUGAAGUUGUCAAUCAUCCCACAGGACCCUGUUCUUUUCCAAGGCACCGUUCGUCGUAAUUUGGACCCCUUCGACCAAUACACCGACGACGUUUUGUGGGACUCCUUACGCAGAUCUGGUUUAAUUUCCGAGGAGCAAUUGGAAAGAGUCAAACAGACAGGGUUGGUGGACAACAACUACGACCAGCUUCACAAGUUCCAUUUGGACCAAAACGUUGAAGAUGACGGAGGCAACUUCUCCUUGGGUGAGAAGCAGCUUCUUGCAUUGGCCCGUGCUUUGGUUCGUGGCUCGAAGAUUUUAAUUUUAGACGAGGCCACCUCCUCCGUUGAUUACGAAACUGACGCCAAAAUUCAAGAGACGAUUAUUCGUGAGUUCAAAAAGUGCACUAUUUUGUGUAUUGCCCACCGUUUGAAGACGAUUUUGACAUACGAUCGUAUCUUGGUGAUGGACCAGGGCCGUAUUGUUGAGAAAGGUACGCCUUGGACAUUGUACAGAAAGAAUGGUCUUUUCAGAAAGAUGUGUGACAAAGCACGUAUCGUUCCUGAGGACUUCCCUCCCCCUCCUAAUGACUAUUAG